Octodon degus (degu) is the source of this 1354-nucleotide messenger RNA. It is a transcript of the gene Saraf, whose product is annotated as store-operated calcium entry associated regulatory factor. NCBI's taxonomy places the organism in Eukaryota, Metazoa, Chordata, Mammalia, Rodentia, Octodontidae. The record is from RefSeq and is a predicted model, not a curated record. Gene Ontology annotation, biological process: regulation of store-operated calcium entry. The transcript has 5 exons. Gene Ontology annotation, cellular component: endoplasmic reticulum membrane. The coding region runs from base 28 to 852 and encodes 274 amino acids.
UGGGAUUGCAGAUGUGCACCACUGUACAUGGACUUGAUGGUUGACUCAGCGUGCCCGUGGGUGGAGCUGGUGCUGCAUGUGGUGCUCGGGAUUGAACCCUGUUCCCUGUGCUUGCCUAAGCAGUGGGAAUGUAAGACCGAUUUGGAUAUUGCAUGCAGAUUUGGAAAAACUGUGGUGAGCUGUGAAGGCUAUGACUCCUCUGAAGACCAGUAUGUACUUAGAGGUUCCUGUGGCUUGGAGUACAACUUAGAUUAUACAGACAUUGGCCUGAAGAAAUUAAAAGAAUCUGGAAAACACCAGGGCUUCUCUUUCUCUGAUUAUUAUAAGCAAUACUCUGAAAAUUCCUGUGCCACUGGUGGAUUGGUUACCAUUGGAGUGCUGCUUACUAUCGCCUUUGUAGUUUAUAAAUUGUUUCUUAGUGAUGGCCAGUAUUCUUCUCCGCCAUACUCUGAGUAUCCUCCAUAUUCCCAGCAUCAUCAGAGGUUCACCAGCGGAGCCCCUCCCCCAGGCUUUAAGUCUGAGUUCACAGGACCACAGAGUACUGGCCAUGGUGCAGCUUCUGAUUUUGGAGGUGCUUUUUCAGGACAACAAGGAUCUGAAAAUUCAGGACCUGGGUUCUGGACUGGCCUCGGAACUGGAGGAAUAUUAGGAUAUUUGUUCGGCAGCAAUAGGGCAGCAACACCGUUUUCAGACUCGUGGUACCACCCUUCCUAUCCUCCUCCAUACACGAGCUCAUGGAGUAGUCGUGCUUACUCAUCACCUCGCGGAGGCUUAGGGGGCUAUUCGGCAUGUUCAAACUCAGAAACAAAAACCAGAACAGCGUCAGGAUAUGGCGGUACUAGACGACGUUAAGAAAGUUGAAGUGGAACACUGGAGACAAAAUUUCUGAAUUUUUGUCACGUUCUCUUUUAAAAAAGUGCUACCUGCUAACUUCUAGGGAAGUGGAAUAUUCAAAAGUUCUGUGGUGUUUUGUCCUGUAUAUCUUUUUAUAUUUCAUUAUUUGUGGCUAAGAGUUGGUAUAUGACUUAAUGCUUAUUUAUGACAUAUUAGUAUAACAUGCAGAUGUAUAGUGCAGUUCUUGAGUGAUAAUUCUUGGUGGAAUGCUAAAAAUUUACUAUUUGCUUAUAAAAACCUGUGAAACCAUUGGAAAGCAUUAUUAAUGAAGUCAUAAAGUAGAAACUGGUAAAAAUUCCAGUCUUAGGUGGCAUUAGUGGAUGAGCCUUUACUUUAUAGAAACAGUAAUAUUUAAUUUGGUAUUACAUUAUAUGAUGUUUGCUAUUCUUCAAGUAGUUAAACCAAGCUUUGGACUACUAAUUAUUCUAAUUUGUAGGUUCAGAUCACUUAAGCUCUGGAG